Messenger RNA from Mytilus californianus (California mussel), 1797 nucleotides. RefSeq lists its product as uncharacterized. The transcript has 12 exons. Gene Ontology annotation, molecular function: protein binding. The record is from RefSeq and is a predicted model, not a curated record. The coding region runs from base 227 to 1693 and encodes 488 amino acids. NCBI's taxonomy places the organism in Eukaryota, Metazoa, Mollusca, Bivalvia, Mytilida, Mytilidae.
UUCCGUAGGUCACAAUACUUCAAGACCUAUCCACAAUUACAACUGUAAAGAAUUGAUACCAUUAGCUUACUGUACACAGAUAGUAGACACUACAAACUGUUUGAAUGGUGGUGAUCUUUGUCUAGAUGAUUACAAAUCUUAUGAAUUCAGAUUGUUGGGGAAGUGCGAGAAUAACACAUGGGCUACAGGAAAGUUUGUUGUUCCUCUCAACGAUACCUACGCCAAAAUGGAACCGGUUGAAGACAUCAUCGUUUCUCCAACAUCGAACACAUUUGGGAUUAGAUGGAAGUUCAACAAACCACUCUUUAUGUACGACAGUCCUGAAUACAUUUGUCAGUUGGCUGUAGAGUCUCAAGCUCAGGCCUAUAACAUAACACUUAACACAUCACAAACAACAGUGGCUACUAAUAUAUCUGGUGUGAUGCCUGGAACAUCUUAUACAUUUAGAAUUAAAUGUCGCCCAGAGAAGUCUAUUAUUUGGAGCGAGGAAUCUGAAAUUCAAGCUACCACUGAAUAUACAGUUCCCCUAACUGGGCCAUCGCUAAUUUCCGGUGGAUUUGUCACGAAGAAAGGAAAUUUAUACAUUUAUUUCAAGGAACCAGACAACUAUAAUGCACAGGGAAAUAUUUCAAAUGUACAAUUGACCUUACAAAGUUUAAACUCGAAUGAUACCAUGACAACAACUGUCCAUGAUACAAACACAGCGGAUAUAAAGACUUGUUGGGCAUCUGGAAAUGCUGGAUUUAGACUAAAUGCAGCUGUAAAGAAUCAAAUAGGAUGGUCUCACACUGUUACAGAAAUCAUAUUCUAUCCAGAUAAUGAUGUAAACAGACCAUCGUAUGUCAUUGUGGAGGUCAGCAAAACAAUAAACUCUUUCACCAUUAGUUAUGAGGGGGAUAUCAGUCCUUCAAAUAUAACAUAUAUUUGGUGCCGUGGACGUAUGGAACAGGAGUCUGGAAUUGUUUUAUGUGAGGAAGAUGUUGACUGGAAAUAUUCUACAAAUGUAACGUUUACUGGAAUACUCGAUAGUCAGUUCAGUGAAAGUUGGCAUUUUGGAAUGUCUGUUUCAAUGGGUAAAAAUGAUUCUGGCAUCGUAUGGGAAGAUUGUAUAUUUCAUCAGACAGAAAGGGAUAAUGAAAAGGUAAUGCCGGCAAUUAACAAAAUUGGUACCACCUUUAUCGUGUUAAUAAUUCCAAGAAGCUUCUGUCAGCCAAAUGGAUACAGACCAUUACAGCACUUUGUUCAAUACGGACCUUUAAAUGACCAUGUGACAAAUAAAACAACAUGGAAAGCUUCCAGUACAAGAAACAAGAUAACAAUUGAUGGACUGACGUCAAAUACUGUCUAUAAACUAGUCUACACUACACAAUAUACCUACGGAACAAAUCUUCCAGUUUCUUUCAAAGUGACAACAUUAACAGAACCAAAGGACUCUGUAGUAUCGAAUAGCGUUGUUAUCUUGGUGACCUGUUUAGCUGUCGGGUUAGUGGGAUGUGUACUUUUAGCGAUCAGAUUUAAAGAUAAAUUAAAAGACAUCUGCAAAUGUUUGUGUUAUAAACCAGACAUAGAAGCGCCAAUCAUACCCAUCAAUACUAUCUCCAGACAGAUCACGACAGGUUGGUUCCAUGGCAAAAGAAGACAUUCAGACGCUAGAGUGUGUACUGUCCUUAUAUUUAUUUGCAAUGUCAUUUAGAAUCUUUGUGAAAUACUUUAGGAAUUUCCUAUGCAAUUUCUCAGCCAGAUUUGUGUACUGUGUAAUUGUAAUACAUCAUUUCCUUUUAAUAAAUUUAUGACAUA